UUUUAGAGGACCAACCACAUUAAUAUUGAAAAAAUAAUAAUUCUGUCUCUCUCUUCAUAACGUGUUUGAGCUCUUUAGAAAGUAGGAUAGUUGCAAAGCGUUAUGACUAUUAAAAUUGGUCGGUUAUCUUUAUCCACGUGCUAGAAAUAAUUCGUCCAUUUUGCCGCCCGCGCUGUCAGCGCAAACACGUACGCAAAACUGUGCAAUAAAUAGCGCAUAUGUCCGGCUUCAAAAAUGUCUUCCAAUAAACCCGCCAAAAAAACUGUGAAGUAUGCUCGAGAAUCCCUUCAGCAGGCCUUAAAAGAAAUAAGAGAUGGGCAAAUUUCAAUCCGGGAAGCAGCUCGGAAAUACACUAUUCCGAGAUGUACGAUCCAAGACAGAUUAAGUGGUAGGAGGACAGACGAAAUAAAAAAACAGGGCCCUGAGCCAGUGCUGGGGAAACAAGGGGAAGAAAAAGUCGUAAAGUGGCUAAUAAAUAUAGCGAAGUGUGGGUUCCCAGUCAAAAAGCAGGAACUACUGGAUACUGUGCAAAAAAUAUUAAAAGAUUUGAAAAUGCCGAACCCUUUUAAAGAUGAUCGUCCUGGUCAGACAUGGUAUUUGAACUUUCUAAAACGACACCCAGAAAUUUCUGUUCGAUCAGCAGAAGGCAUCAACAAAGCUCGGGCAAGGGUAACCGAAGAAUCAAUACGACUGUGGUUCCGCGAACUUGAGAUAUUUCUUCAGCAGGAGGGACACUCGGACAUACUUGAAGAUCCCAACAGAAUGUUUAAUGGAGACGAAAGUGGAUUUUCACUUUGUCCAAAAUCAGGGAAAGUUCUUGGGCCGAAAGGUUAUCGGAAUCUGUACCAAAUUAAAGCAGGAAACGAAAAAGAUAAUCUGACAGUGCUAGUGACAUUUAACGCUAGUGGUGAGAUAUGCCCUCCGUUGAUAGUUUUUCCAUACAUUAGACCACCAAAAAGUGUAACAGACAGCAUGCCAAAAGACUGGACCCUCGGCAGAAGUGAAUCUGGUUGGAUGAAUGGAGAUGUAUUCUUCGAAUAUAUAGUUAAUGAUUUUAACAAAUGGAUCACCGAAAAGAACAUUAAGAAACCAGUUUUACUGCUAGUCGAUGGACAUAAGUCGCAUAUGUCGUUAGCGUUAAGCUCUGUCUGUGAAGAACUUGGAAUUAUUUUAUAUGCACUUCCCCCGAACACCACGCACAUGCUGCAACCCGCCGAUGUCAGCGUGUUUGCUCCAUUAAAAGCUCAGUGGAAAAGCCACGUCAGAAAAUUUCUUGCUAAGCCUGAAAAUUUAAACAACGCUGUUACAAAAACAAAUUUCUGUCUGCUUUUUAAAGACAUAAUCGAAAAUCCGCAAAUGAAAACCAAUAUCAUCAAUGGAUUUCGACGAUGUGGUCUUCACCCAUACGAUCCGAACGCGGUCGACUAUACAAAAUGUGUCCAGAACACAUUGGAACAAUUUAGUAGACCGGCUGAUUUGCGUGAGAACUCGGGAAUAACCAAUGAAGACCUCAUCGCUACCCGCAAAGUGAUUCGACAUUUGAGACCGGUCCUAAAACAAAAAAAGAUUGACACAAAAUUUAUCCUAACAGCAAUCAAAAAGUUAAGAAGCAGAGAACCCAGAGAACCUCAAUAUAUUACCGGAUCUGAAGACAACACAAACUCGACACUCGACGCUUCGAGCGUUCCCGGCCUUUUAUCAAAUGAUUCGGCUCAUACAUCUGCAACUGCGAAUGCUUCCAAUGUUCCCCCGCCGCAUUUUUUGAAUUCUAACUCUCCGCAUGUUUCCGAUGUUACCUCAGCAAAUUUUGCCGGCCACGCUUCAUUCCAUACUCAUGAUCCUGCCUUGUUGACUCUUUUAAUUCCUGCAGAAGAUCCCGAUCGUACUUCUGAUAGUGUUUUGGACCAUGGCUUGUUGAAUUCGGUUACGCCGCAGGUUUCCCAAGUUAUCUCAGGAAAUGUUACUGGUCUUGCUUCAUCGCAUAUUCACGAUCCUGUCCAACUAUCUCUUGUAACUCCUGCUGAAGUUCCGGAUCGCACUUUUGACAGUGUUCCGGAUCAUGGCUUGUCAAAUUUAGUUUCAUCUAAUUUUAGUGGUCUAGAGCUGGGAACAGUGGUUUCACUGGACGAUAUUACGAUCAUACCGUUUCAAACUAGUACCCCCAAGAACCGAGUCCAAAGCCCGAAAUCUCUGAUUCCUGAAGAAAUCCAUUCAUCUUCAAAAUCGGUUCCAAAUAAUGACCCUCCAUGCACAAAACAGCUUCGCCAAAUCCAGGUCACAGAUGGACCUAUAAGUUUAGAAACAGGCCGCGAACAAGUUACACAUAGCAUCCUGGAAGAGCAACCGAGAACAGACGAUCAUAACACCAAAUUACUAACCUUAUCUCAAGCGCCAACGCCAACCCCAAAAGAUAACUUCCCAUUAUCUACCAUUACAAACUCUGUAAACAAAGUAUUUGAGCAACAUCUUUUUAUACCGCAACCUCUAGAAAAGUCGAAAAAAAACAUAUCCAAAGAUCGUAUUCCCUCGGCAAUAUCUGGGAAGAAAUGGCGAGAGUACCAUCUUUUAAAGGAAAAGAUAAAACAAGAGAAGAUUGAGGCGAAAGAAAAAGCUAAAGUAGCUAGAAAGCGCAAACAAGAGGAAGCAAAAAGAAGAAAGGAAACAAAAAAAGCCAAGAUAAAUAAAAAGGAAACCCCUUUGAAGACUAAAAAUUUAGCGUCAAAUCAGAAUGUUAAACAACAUUGUGGCCAAUGCGCCAAUAUCUUAAAUAGUGACACUGAAGACGACGAAGAUAAAAAUGUGGGCUGUGAUUUUUGCACGAAAUGGUUUCAUUUGAAGUGCACGGAUUUUAUUGGACUGACUUACGAAGAUGUUAAAAAUAAGCCAUUCAAAUGUAACACGUGCAUUAUUGAUAAUGUAUAGAUUUUAACCAUAAUCAUUGUUUAAGUUGAUUAUUUUGAUCUAGUACCAAUUAGGUACUAACAUAAAAAGACUUAUAUAUUUGCGAUAAGUCCAUUAUUCAUUUUUGUAGUUAGACAUAUUAUAUUACUAAGAUAGUAAGAAACAUACUUAUUAUUCGUUACGGAAAUUGUAUAAGACUGAUUUCUAAUAGUCACUGUUAAUAAGCUAAUAUUAUGUAUAGUUAUGUAAAGAAAAUGUAGACUUUUUAAAACACUAGUCUCAUAUGCUCAAAAGAAGUAUUACUAAAGUUAUAAUAAGAAAAAUUAUAAGGCUUACUAAAGUUACUUUCUUGAAAUAUAAUUUGAUUACCGAAUAUUGUAUACUUUUAUUUCAUUUCAUUUUUUAAAGCGAUUGUAGGUGAUGGCCGCGAACUGACGAUAGAGCGACCGCGAACCGAAAAAAGUGGCCGCCAACUGGCAUUUUCACCAAGAUUCAUGUGAUUAUUUAUUUAAAAAAAAACUGUUGCAAUAUUCAUUUAAUACUUAUUUUGAAAAAUAAGUUGAUUAUAUCUGCUUCGCCUACACAAAUAAUUUAAACAUGAAUUAUGGAUGUAUCAUAUCAAUUUCAAGGAGCAAAGUUGACAAGGCAACUAAAAGGCCGCCAACCGGCUCAAUGAC
Messenger RNA from Colias croceus (clouded yellow), 3578 nucleotides. RefSeq lists its product as uncharacterized. Gene Ontology annotation, cellular component: nucleus. The record is from RefSeq and is a predicted model, not a curated record. Bases 235 to 2922 code for a protein of 895 amino acids. Lineage: Eukaryota; Metazoa; Arthropoda; Insecta; Lepidoptera; Pieridae. The transcript is spliced from 2 exons. Gene Ontology annotation, molecular function: DNA binding.